GUCACUUCAACGAUGUCUAGUAACGAUGUCUAGUCCGUUUAAGGCGAGAGGCGGCUCCGAGCCUACGACGCGCGCGCUCAUGCUUGAAUCUCCCAGAACACGAUCAUCAUCAACAGCCUCGCCUUUCCGCUCAUGACUCCCUCGGUUCUAUGGCGAUAUCCACCAAAGGCAAUGCCUUAUUAUCUCGCCUCAAAGCCCUAACACGAUUACAGACGAGUAUUGAUUUUGUGUCGCAGAGAUUUAGCCACUCUUUGGUGGAAGGAGAACUGCAACCUCGAACAUACCAGGAGAUGAAUGCUCACGUCGACACCACAAAAUGGAAAAAGGUGGAUUCAAGAACCUUUGGGUUAACUCGUUCGAUGAUUUCAAAUCCCUCGUGGAUUGUCUUGAAAAUUCUGAAGAAUGAAGGGUUUGAAGCCUACUUGGUGGGUGGAUGUGUGAGAGAUUUACUUCUAAAUAAAAUACCUAAAGACUUCGAUGUAAUCACUACAGCUAGUCUCAUACAGAUCAAGAAGCAGUUUCAUCGUGCUCAAAUAGUGGGCCGAAGAUUUCCUAUCUGUAGGGUGCAUGUCAAAGGUUCUGUAAUUGAGGUAUCCAGUUUUGACACAGUAGCUGGGCAUGCUAAAAAAAAGGAAAAGGUUAAUUUUACUCAAAUACCUAGUGGCUGUGAUAAAAAUGACUUUGUUCGCUGGAGGGAUUGCAUGCACCGUGACUUCACGAUCAACAGUUUAUUCUUUGACCCUUUUAUGAAUAAAAUCUAUGACUACGCAAAUGGAAUGAUGGAUUUGAAGUCCUUAAAGCUACAAACAUUAAUCCCUGCUCAAUUGUCAUUCACAGAGGAUUGCGCAAGAAUAUUGCGUGGCUUAAGAAUUGCAGCUCGUCUGGGCUUGUCAUUUUCAAAGGAUACUGAAACUGCCAUUCAUAAAUUAUCUCUGUCUAUUAUGAGUUUGGAUAAGUCUAGGAUAAUGAUGGAGCUGAACUAUAUGCUGUCUUACGGAGCUGCUGAGCCUUCUCUUUACUUACUUCAGAGGUUCAACCUGCUUGAACUUUUGCUUCCAUUUCAUGCAGCAUACCUUGCCCAACAGUCCAGCAACCAAAUUGCUAGCAGGUCCAUGAUGUUAAUGAAGUUAUUUUUUAGCUUGGAUAAUUUGGUUACUUGUGACCGGCCUACUGAUUGCAGUAUGUGGGUUGGAUUGCUGGCAUUUCAUUUGGCAUUAGUAAAUAAUCCUCAGGAUGCUCUCGUUGUUUGGAGUUUUUCCUCUGUGCUGUAUCAUGGGGGGUGGAAGGAAGGUGUGAAAUUUGCACGGGCACAUGCUCGAGCAAAUGUUAAUUUUGUACCAGAGGUUUUAGGUGCCUGUGAUUUUAGAUCAGACAAAGAACUUGCAAAAGAAGUUACUCAGUUGGCUGUACUAGUGCAAGAUUCUAUAGAUGCUUUGACUGAGGCAGAUUGCCUUAUUGAAUCAAUGUCCAGAUAUCCAUUUUCCCCUUGCUCUGGCUUGGUAUUCAUACCGAAGAAGACAGGGAAAGAUGUUGCGAAAAUUUUUAGUGAGCUGAUAAGAGAAAUUGAAUUUUAUGAGGAGGGAAGGGAAAGUUUUGGAAUUGAUUAUGACUUGCUUGGAAAGGGAAAUCCAAGUGAGAUAAGACAUGUUCUUGGCAAAGCUAUUAUAGAUACAAUGACCGGUGGGGUUGCUCAGGUGGGGAGGGGUGUUGUUGAGGUGCAAAAUGAUUGUCAGAAAACAGUUGAUUCUGAAGUGCAGCCAGCAGUUACUGAGGACAAUUGCUGUGCGAUGCUUUCUGAUUUGGUUAAGAAAUCAAUGGGUGCCAAAGAUUCCCGGGUAAUAGCCAACAAGAAACAGGGGGUAACUGUGAAUGAGAAGUGCCAGGAAACGACAGUGGACCAUAAAAAGGGGGCUAAUAAGAAAAAUGCAGGUGAGAUGGGUCAAUUACUUGAGGAGGCAAGCGUGACCCAAUUUCUUGGGUCGGGGAAGGAAAAAUAUCAUUUAUUGAGGCUACGUGGAAAGAGGUCUAAGAGGCAUUGUGAAAUAGUAGAGAAGGAGAAAUGCCACAAAUCACAGGAUGAGGUGACUAAGAAGCAAAAGGUGGUUGAGAAGUGUCAUUUACUCCAGGAGGAAACCAAAGAUCAGGGAAGAAUGGGGGCUUUCCGAAGAUGGAAGAGGCUUCCAAAAAAAGGGAGAAAGGAAAAAGAACUGUCCAGCCUGUUCAGGUGACUGCCGAAUUUGUUGUUAAGUGCGUGCAAUUCUUGAAGGGACCAGGUCUAACUUGCCGCUGGUAGGUAUAUAUUUCAUUUCCUCGUUCCCCCAACAGCGUUUCAUUCCCGGCUCUCAAUUGUAACAUUAUUCCUGUUUUUGACAGUUCAAUUUAUUUAUUUGAACAAGUGGGCAUCCAUUUCUGGGUGUCACACUCAAAACUUGAGCUAGAAUUUCCUUACCUGCAUUAUAUAUAUAUAUAUUAAGGGUGAUUUGGUUGGGAGCCGUCUGUUGUAAUUUUUUUUAAUAUGUUCGUUUUGGCGGAAGCCGGAAUGUCAAGUGGUAAAACGAGCUUUUGGCUUUGGGCAUUCCAUUAUAUCUUAUUUGAGAUUUGAGCAGCACAAGGUGCAUGCCUAUGAAUAUGGCGCCUUCCUGUAAA
This is a messenger RNA of Malania oleifera, 2646 nucleotides long. RefSeq lists its product as uncharacterized. Gene Ontology annotation, molecular function: RNA binding; nucleotidyltransferase activity. NCBI's taxonomy places the organism in Eukaryota, Viridiplantae, Streptophyta, Magnoliopsida, Santalales, Ximeniaceae. The transcript is spliced from 14 exons. Bases 150 to 2228 code for a protein of 692 amino acids. Gene Ontology annotation, biological process: RNA processing. The record is from RefSeq and is a predicted model, not a curated record.